AUGGCGGAGCCGCGGCGCGUCGCGCUGAUCAGCCUGUCACCGGGGAGGCGGCGCGAGCCCGACUUCCCGGGGCUGGAGCGCGAGCCCGACCGCCAGGAGCCGCUGCCCUUCCGCGACGCUGCGCGGGACGCGACCCCACGGCCGGACGCGCCGCCGCCGCCGCCAGCGCCGACGCCGACGCCGACCCCGGCCCGCGAGAAGCCGCCGCCGCCGCCCGACGUCGGCCGGGCCGAGCCCUCGCCCGAGCCCUCGCCCAUGGCGCUGCCGCCGCGCGAGCCCCCGCGGCCCGACCCGCCGCCGCCGCCGCUCCCGCUCCCGCACCCGCACUCGCACUUGCCCCUGCCCCCGCCGCGGGAGCCCGCCGCCGCCGCCCUCGUUGAGCCGCCGCGCGCCACGGUGCGCCUGGAGCUGGUGCUCAAGGACCCGACGGACGACAGCUGCGUGGAGUUCAGCUACCCCGAGCUGCUGCUGUGCGGGGAACAACGGAAGAAGCCCAUUCAUACAGAAGACCCAUUUAACGAUGAGCAUGAGAGGCAAGAAGUAGAAAUGCUGGCUAAGAAGUUUGAAAUGAAAUAUGUGGGAAGCCCCAGUAAGCACCGGAAGGAUCGCUACAUAUUUAUUGAUAUAGGCUUUGGCUAUGAUGAGACAGAUCCAUUUAUUGAUAACUCAGAGGCUUAUGACGAAUUAGUUCCUGCUUCUCUAACAACAAAAUAUGGAGGCUUUUAUGUCAACACUGGUACUCUGCAGUUUCGCCAAGCUUCAGAUACUGAAGAAGAUGAUAUUACAGACAACCAAAAGCACAAGCCACCCAAAGUUCCCAAAAUAAAAGAAGAGGAUACCGACAUGAAGAAGCGGAAGCGGAAAGAGGAAGGGGAAAAGGAGAAGAAGCCAAGGAAAAAAGUUUCCAAACAAUUGGGAGUUGUGGCUCUAAAUUCACACAAAUCUGAAAAAAAGAAGAAGCGCUACAAAGAUUCUCUUUCUCUGGCUGCCAUGAUACGAAAAUUCCAGAAAGAGAAAGAUGCCCUCAAGGAGUCAAGCCCCAAAGUUUCCACCAGCUUGCCCGUCUCCUCUCUGACUAAGCCCCCCACCACUACCGUUGUGCUGGGAAAUGACGCUUCGGACCUGACCCUGGGCACUGCUGAUCCUGACCUCCCCAUUUUUGUUAGCACAAAUGAACAUGAACUCUUUCAGGAAGCUGAGGAUGCCCUAGAGAUGCUAGAUGACUUUGACUUCGACCGGUUGCUGGACGCCGCUUCUGAUGGCAGCCCCCUCUCCGAGUCGGGGGGUGAGAAUGGUAGCGGCAUUCUGCCCAGCUUCACCUCCGAGGUUCUGCCUAAGGUGAUACCCUUGCUCCCAGACGGUCUGCCUGUCCUCCUGGAGAAACGGAUUGAAGACCUCCGUGUAGCUGCCAAACAUUUUGAUGAAGAAGGAAGGAAAAAAUUCUUUACACAGGAUAUGAAUAAUAUUCUUCUUGAUAUUGAGUUGCAGCUACAGGAAGUGGGCCCUGUCAUGCGAAGCGGCGUCUACUCACACCUCGAAGCUUUCGUUCCAUGCAAUAAGGAGACACUAGUCAAACGUCUCAAGAAGUUGCAUCUCAAUGUCCAGGAUGAUCGUCUGAGAGAACCUCUGCAGAAACUCAAACUGGCCGUUAGCAAUGUCAUGCCUGAACAGCUGUUUAAAUACCAAGAAGACUGCCAAGCCCGGAGUCAGGCCAAGUGUGCCAAGUUGCAAACAGACGAAGAACGAGAGAAAAAUGGAUCUGAGGAAGAUGAUGAUGAGAAACCAGGGAAACGUGUUAUAGGACCUCGGAAGAAAUUCCACUGGGAUGACACCAUUAGAACGUUAUUGUGUAACCUUGUUGAAAUCAAAUUGGGAUGCUAUGAGUUGGAGCCAAAUAAGAGUCAGUCGGCAGAGGAUUAUCUCAAAUCAUUUAUGGAAACCGAGGUGAAACCAUUGUGGCCGAAGGGCUGGAUGCAGGCAAGAAUGCUUUUUAAGGAAAGCCGGAGUGUACACAACCAUCUCACUUCUGCUCCGGCAAAGAAAAAGGUGAUCCCUGCACCCAAACCUAAAGUAAAGGAGUGCAGCCCCAAGAAGGACCAGAAGACUCCUACAGCUGUGGCGGCUUCUGUGGCUGGCCCUUCCACAAGCUCCAGCACAUCUGCCAUGGCCUCCACCAGCUCUGGCUCAACUCCUGCCCAGGAGACCAUCUGCCUUGAUGACUCACUCGACGAUGACCUGGCUUUCCCCCCACCUGCACUGGAUCUGGUCUCUGAAGCUCUAGCAGUGAUCAACAACGGGAACAAGGGCCCUCCGCCUGGUUCUAGGAUAAGUAUCCCCACCACCAAACCUCGUCCAGGACUGAGAGAAGAGAAGCUGGCAAGUAUCAUGAGUAAGCUGCCACUAGCUCCUCCCAAAAAACUUGAGUCUGCCCAGGCGGCACAUUCGUCGAGCCUCAUUGCUGGCCACACCGGACCAGUACCAAAGAAACCCCAGGAUUUAGCUCAUACUGGCAUCUCUUCAGGCCUUAUUGCUGGUUCCUCAAUUCAGAACCCGAAAGUCUCCUUAGAACCUUUGCCUGCGAGGCUACUUCAGCAGGGACUGCAGAGGUCGAGCCAGAUUCAUGCUUCUUCCCUGCCCCACGUCUCCUCCUCUUCCCAAGCCCAAGUUGCUGCCUCGUCUCAUGCUCUGGGAUCAUCAGAGGCUCAAGACCCUUCUUCGUUAACGCAAGUGACAAAGGUGCACCAGCAUUCAGCUGUCCAGCAGAACUACGUGUCUCCACUACAAGCGACCAUUAGUAAAUCCCAGACCAACCCAGUGGUGAGAUUGAGUAAUAACCCCCAGCUCUCCUGUUCCUCCUCACUCAUGAAGACUUCCGAUAAGCCACUCAUGUACCGCCUUCCCUUGUCUACUUCCACGCCUGGAAAUGGUUCUCAAGGGUCCCACCCUCUGGUCUCUAGGACUGCACCUAGCACCACUACCUCCAGUAACUAUUUAGCCAAGGCGAUGGUGUCACAAAUCUCCGCGCAGGGUUUCAAAUCUCCUUUUUCAAUGGCCGCAUCUCCCAAACUUGCCGCGUCUCCAAAACCUGCCACGUCUCCCAAACCCUUGCCCUCACCUAAGCCUUCUGCCUCACCCAAGCCCUCUCUGUCAGCGAAGCCUUCCGUGUCCACAAAACUUAUUUCUAAAUCCAACCCACCCCCAAAGCCCACUGUUCCCCCAAACUCUUCCAGCCCGAAUGCACUAGUAGCCCAGAGUAGUCACUCCAGUAGUACCAACCCUGUCCACAAACAGCCCAGUGGGAUGAACAUCAGUAGACAUUCUCCCACCUUGAAUUUGUUGCCCGCUAAUCGCACUCCGGGCCUUUCGUCUACAAAAAGUCUCCAGGCCCCUUCAAAGCUAACCAACUCUUCCCCCACGGGAAGUGGCGGGAAGAGCAGCUUGAGUGGCCUUUCCGUGAAUGUUCCUGCCAGCAGAGGUAGCAACAUCAACUCAAGCAGCGCUCAUAGGACUAGUGUACCAGGGGGAACAGGAAGUGGAACACAGGGUGCUACCAAACCAUUGUCUGUUCCACACAGACCAUCCUCUGCCUCAGGGUCUUCAGUGGUAACAGCCAGUGUGCAGUCCACAGCAGGAGCAUCAUUAUUGGCUAAUGCCUCACCUCUGACUCUCAUGACAUCACCUUUGUCUGUAACAAAUCAAAAUGUGACUCCUUUUGGGAUGCUGGGUGGCCUUGUUCCAGUGACCAUGCCCUUCCAGUUUCCCUUGGAGCUCCUUGGCUUUGGGACGGACACUGCCGGAGUGACAGCCGCCUCAGGAUCUACCUCAGCCGCUUUCCACCACAGCCUAACUCAGAAUUUACUAAAGGGUUUACAGCCAGGAGCUCAGCAUGCAGCACCUCUCUCCCACUCACCUCUGCCCACGCACUUACAACAGACAUUUACCGAUGGAGGCCAAAGUAAAGGGGACACUAAAUUACCACGGAAAUCUCAGUGACUUCCCAGCAAGCCAAGGAGAUGAGACACUUAGCUGGCUGAUGGGAUCUACCUGAUGCGAACGUACUGUUUUGGUCCUAGGGCUGCUGUUCUGUCGAUGUUUACAUUCUCUCGUCCCGAGCACUGUGGUGAGGAGGAAAAAGAAAAACAUUACUUGAGUAAAGCCAGCUGCAGGAGGAAAACGUGCUUCCAGCAAAGUUAGUGACCGUUGGUCCCUCCUAAGGAAAGAUAAAGUCACCCUAUUAACUGACUUGAAAGAGACUCAGUUGUCAAACCCACAGAAGUAUAAAUUUGGUUUUUCCCGGGAAGGGUGAGGAAGAAAUUGAGAAUUUGGGUAAAAACUCCAUCCAUCCUGGGGGUUGGAUUUGAACACUUGCAGGCAUAAUUGCAUGGUAGAAGGCAAUAGUUGUUGGAAUGAGGCAGUUGUUAGGAGCAAUGACCAGACUUGUGUGAAUGGACUAUGCAGCAGCUUUGCCACAACAGCAAUUUGACUCUGUGUGGUAGAGGCAGGGCAGAGUCAAUGCUGUAUCCCGCAAAUCCUGAGCAGACUUGAAUUUUCUCCAGUUCGUAGCCACUGCCUGUGGAGGCCAGGGGGCUGCAGGUGCUCCAGGAAAGUUCUCUUAGCACAGUUAGGGUAUUCAGUCCUCAAGAUUUUUAAGUCACGAAGUGAAGCGUUAUUGCUCUUCGCAGAUGAAACCUUGGCGUCUCCUUCUUGUGAAAGGGGUCGUUUUAUCUCCCAGUGAGGAGCAGGUGAUACGUGCGGCUGUUAUUUAUUGAUUGGUCCAUUCCCAUCACCAUUCUUGAGACUGAAGCGUGACUCGCUCACGUUUUUCUCUCAAGACCUGGGGCAUCUUCGAAACAGGGCUGCGGUGUUGGUGCUCUUUCAUUCUUUGCAAGCCACCACCACAAAUUGUACAUACCCCCAGCUUCAUCUCCGUUCACAAUUUCUUUCUGUUCUUUUAGUUAGUGGUACUUCAGGGGUGAUAUUAACUAUUGAUAUGAAAAGGUGUGUGUCCAGCAUAUACUUCUUCAUUGGUCAUUCAGAUGGCAUAUAUAUAUAUUUUUGGAAUUUUUAAGAUAGUAUUUUAAAGGGAGUAAUUACAUUUAGGAUCAUUAUGUGUACAAGGAAUUAUUUUUUAUAACAAUCACAGUGUAUUUAUACUCCUUUGUGUUCAGCAUAGUGAGACUGAUUUGGAGCAUUUGGGAUCGUAAAGCUUUAUUACUAUUUACUCAGAGUAUUGAUACAUGAGUCAGUCUUCACAUGAGACUCCUUAGUCAUUUAACCUUCCUUAUGCAAAUAGAAUAUUCAACAAAGGAUUUUAGGAGAUUGUUUUCUCUUUAAAUACAUUUAAGUUUUUGCCUCCCCCUUUCAAUCUUCCUUCACCGUUCUUGUCAGUCAGAUUCACUUUCUCCCUUCUUUUCUCUUUUUUACCUACCUCUCUACCAUCUCUCUCUCUUUCCCCUCACUUCCUCUUUCCCUUACUUCUCUUGGGCUUCUGAGUGUUUGCAAACUGAACCCAUGAAUGGUAAAAGCUUGGUCUGUUAUAAUGCUAAAGUAACCCAAAACACAGCAUCAGAUUUCCCGUAACAAGAUUUCUUGCAUGUUUUCAUUGCAAGUCACCUUGUAUUUUUUAGCUUAUUCGGGUAAGAGCUGUCUUUCCUUUUUACUUUUGUUUACAAAAAAAAAAAGUCCCAAAUAGCCUAUCAGAUAGUGAAUGAACACCACAGAUCUGUGUAGAUCUGCAUACCUAUAUUUUGACUUCAAAAUCACAUUAUCUUGCUUCAUAGCAAGAUACUUUAGUUCCAAGAAUAUGUCACAGUAAGGGGAAAGGAUUAUUUUAUUGUUAUAAUACUUGCCUCUAAAAUUUUAGUUUACUAGUACAUCACUAAGAAUUUUGUAUCAAUCUUGACAAAUAUUUUAGAAGUAUAUUGAGGUCUGUCAGAGAAGUUUGACAUAUUUGAUUAGUGUCUAUUCAACUCUUAAGCUGGAACAGCUUGUGCCCAUCUCUUGGGCCAUGCCAUAUCGAAAACCUCUUAAUUUUAGUCUCUGGGAGGCAGAAAGUCGUCUCUGCUAACACUAGAAAGGGGUUUACCUUUGUGUUAAGUGCUGUACCAGGGAAGCCAGAUUACAUAUUUCUUUUCCUGCUGAUAAUUGUGCAUGUAUUCAUCUUUGUGUGUAUGUUUGUACAUGUAUAUUUAUUAAUAUAUUAAUUCAUUACUCACUUAAAUCAAGAAAAAACUACUUGUUUCUUAAAUCCAUCAGUUCUGAAUCAUGCCAUAUGAAGAUCCCUGAUCACUCUGUUGUCAAAAAAAGCACUGGAUGACCAAUAUUUUCUCCCAAUAUUAGUCUGUAAUUUCCUAGUAAGUAAUAUUCGAAGGUCUUUGGUGUUCACAAUAUGGAGAUUAUGUUUUCAGUCUUGAGUCCUCGAGGACAGCCACUAUAUCCCCCCUCAUUUCUCAUCACAUUUUCAGACUAACUUAAAGGCAUCUCCCUCGAAACUGUCCUUUUAUGUUGUACAAACAAAACAAACAUCUUUAUAUUUCUUAAUAGAUGAGUAUGAUCAGAGUUUCUACAUGUAAAUACAAGACUUAAUUUCUUUUCUAGAUCAUGACAUUGAAUACGGUGUCCCAACUUGACGGUCACCUAUCUUUAUAGUUUUCUUACUAAAAUAAACAAACAUAUAAAUUGGUUAUUUUUUAGCACAGAGACUUUGUGAAUCAUACUGUAUUUUUGCACUUAAAAAAGUCAAAUUACAUUAUUUUUUCAAAUGGUAAGUAAUUGGAAAGCUAUAGAGCAGUGUGUAUUUCCGAAGAGCAUUCGCAAUAUUCCAAUGCAAAGCUAGUCAGCACAUGUAAUUCCGUCCCCCUCCACGGGAUUUCUGAUUCAGGAAAAUGAAGCUGUGUGUUCUCAACUGUCUUGUAUUUUCAGUUGCCUUCACUGAUGUAUAAGCUGUUACUGUACAUACAAAUUAUUCCUCAGUAUUCAUGAGCAAUAAUGGUCAGCGGAGGUGUCCUCAGAGAUCACCACGCUGAGCCUCUGUCAGAGACUGUCGGGGAGCAAAGUGUCAAGCUCAUUCAGAGCCUCCAGAAGAAAAGCAAGCAAUAAUUCCCAUUAAAGUAGAUCAUUCUUUCUCAGAGGGUAAAAGAAAUCCUAAUUUUAACAGCCUGAAGCAAAAGAUUUGGGGGGAAGGAGGUGAGGUUAAUCUGAAGUCACAGAUCCUAAGAGGAGGGGAAUGCAGAGGGUUGUGUCAGAACAUUCUUUCACACUUACCACCCCUUUGAUGGAUGCUGCUGCCCAAAUUACCAUUUUUGACAGCGAAUUGUAGACUGGGAUUUAUUAAAUGACUAGGUCAAGAGGAGGAACCGGGCACAUAACGUUUGAAUACUGUGGGUUUGACACCUGUUCGAAAACUAUUUGAUUAGGAAUGAUUUUUAAUCCAAGAUUUUUCUCCCCAUAAAAAGCAGACCUAAAUUGUUUACUCCCUGAUUGGAAAGGGCAGACACCUUAAGUCAUUCUCUGGUUGCCCUCAGCCCUUUCCACCUCUGUGUACCUGGUUCAAGAUAUUUUUCUGGAAUGGAAAUUCUACUGUUCAAACUGCCAUUGAGUAUGAGAAUUCGGAGUCCCUUGGGAUCAUCUCUUAGCACUCCAGUUAUCUGUCAUAUUUGCUGCUACAUUUGUAAAAUGAACUUUGCCUGUAUUGGUUGACUUUAAUCUGAUUUUCAUUUACUUUACUUCCAGGAUGUUUUGUCAUGAUUUUGACCCAUUUGUAAAAUCAGUAAACUUUGUUUUAGGAGUGCACCGUAAAAGCACACUGGUCCCUGUAUUACCAUCAUUUGGGCUUUGAAUGAUUGUUGGUUAGUUAGUUGGUGUUUCUGUUGCAAAGUAAAAAUAGAAGAAUGAGAAGUUUCUGAUCAGGCCAAACUAGAGACCUUUCAGCACUGAAGCUUCAGCUGACCUGAAGCUCUCCUAAGGGCCUUCCUUUCCUUUCUGUUGUGCAUGUAUGAGUGGUCUGGGGUUUUUCUUUUUCUGUGGGGAGUGGUGGCGGGGCAGCAACUUUGGUUUUUGUAGUAAUGAAAUAGAGGGAAAAAAUGCAGUAGUUGAUAAAUGACUGAUAAAAAACAUGUUAUGCAAUUUUAUUUUAUAAAAUUUAAGGGGAAAAGUUUUAACUUUCUGUAAAUCAUUUCUUAAAUCUGGUAAAAAAAAAAAAAGCUUAUAUUACUCCUCCAAAACAUACUUAAUUCAGGCCUUUGUCUUUGUUAAGUGCCUUUUUUUUCUUUCCUUUUUUUCCUCUCUUUCAAAACUGUUCUCAGAUACCCCAAAAUAUGGCUCAUUAGUCUGGAGAUUCAAGAGGAAGAAUCUCAAAAUUGCCAACGUCAUAUCAUGCUGUAAUCUCUUUGUUUUAUUUAUAUGUAUAUGGAUAUAUGUGUAAGAUACAUGCAUACAUAUAUAUACACAGAUAUAUAUGUGUCCAUAUGUAAUAUAUAUCAGACUGAUAGCUGCUGUACCAUUGCAUCCUUUCUGAACACUCCCCAUGUUUGUGAAACUUCUGCCUUGUUGGUUCCAUUGCUUUUAGACAAUUCAAGCGGGUGGAUUUGGAAGUUGUCUUUUUUCCUAAGAUGCUGUCUUUCCCCUUUAUCUGUUUGUAGAGGUUAACAAAAAAUAUAUAUAUUAUAUAUAAGAAGUCAGUUAUAAGCAAAAUAAACUCAGUAGACUCAUUGCCUAUUCCUGGAUGUAA
This is a messenger RNA of Suncus etruscus (white-toothed pygmy shrew), 8728 nucleotides long. RefSeq names its product ubinuclein 2 (gene UBN2). Lineage: Eukaryota; Metazoa; Chordata; Mammalia; Eulipotyphla; Soricidae. The record is from RefSeq and is a predicted model, not a curated record. Gene Ontology annotation, cellular component: nucleus.